This is a messenger RNA of Scleropages formosus (Asian bonytongue), 7028 nucleotides long. It is a transcript of the gene slc12a2, whose product is annotated as solute carrier family 12 member 2. The transcript is spliced from 27 exons. Gene Ontology annotation, cellular component: apical plasma membrane. Lineage: Eukaryota; Metazoa; Chordata; Actinopteri; Osteoglossiformes; Osteoglossidae. Gene Ontology annotation, molecular function: ammonium channel activity; sodium:potassium:chloride symporter activity. Gene Ontology annotation, biological process: potassium ion import across plasma membrane; sodium ion homeostasis; sodium ion transmembrane transport. The record is from RefSeq and is a predicted model, not a curated record. The coding region runs from base 718 to 4176 and encodes 1152 amino acids.
GCCCCGCCCCCUACGCCUUUUCCUCGCCGCCGUAGAAUACGUGAGAUCUCGCGAGCUUCGGCUCUCGUCGGAGCCCAGCCCCUCCAGCGAUGCCCCCUGCUGCAGUGUGUGCGCGCGCGUGUCAGUGUGUGUGUAUAUAGCGGCCGGGGGAAAGAGCGCUACUGGCACAGGAGGAGCUGCGGCAAGGUUGGCGCUCGGCAUCCUGUAGACUGACAAAAAUACACGAGAGAAAUAAUAUAAAAAAUAAAAGGUCUGGAGGCGAGGAGAGACAGCGCACAGUAACCCUGUGUGUGUGUGGUGCGGUGUGGAGCUCCGAAAGAGGCUCGAGCCCCGUUGCCGGACCGUGCUGGUGGUGACGAUUUCGGGGCUGAGGUCGAUGCAGUCGCGGCUCCGGAACGUGCAUCGCUCUCCAGACGCCGGGCCCUUCUCGAUUCGCAUCCGUAGGUGGGAGGCGGCGCCGCGAGCGCGGGUCUCUGAGCGCGGCAGUGACGGAGAGGGUUUUAGCUCGACUCGGAAGCGCCAGUACAGUAGCAUCCUGGCGGAGUCCCUCUACUAGUACGGACAAAGACCGCGCCGUUGCCGCUCGACUAGUUCUGCCGGGGCGUCCCAUCCGGGGACGUCGGGAGGCUGCGAGAGAGGCGCCGCGCUGCUGAGGCACCGGACCGGAGCGCCGGACUUUCUGUCAGAACUCUUAAAUUCCGCGGCGGCGUUUCUGCCAUGUCAGCGCCGCCACCAUACACUUCUCCCGCGUCGGGAGACAAACCCCCGGCGGAGCUCGCCCUCCCCGGGGACCCUGGCUUGAAGCCCGCGGGUCCCACGCCGAGCCAGAGCCGGUUUCAGGUCGACUUGGUGGCGGAGGCGGCCGCCGCGUCCCCGGAGGAUGAGUGCGCGAGCGGCAAGCGCGCGGAGAAAGAGGCGGCGGCGGCGACUCCCGCCUCCGGACAGGAGCAGGCGGCAGGUGGUGAGGAGGCGAAGGGCCGGUUCCGGGUGGUGAACUUCAUGGACCCCGGCGGCGCUGGGAGCCCCCCGGACGCUGUUCCCGCCGAAGGUUUCCAGAACGGGGAUACGGUGAUGAGCGAGGGCAGCCUGCACUCAUCCACAGGCGGCCAGCAUCACUACCACUACGACACGCACACGAACACGUACUACUUGCGCACGUUUGGCCACAACACCAUCGACGCCGUGCCCAACAUCGACUUCUACCGGCAGACGGCGGCCCCGUUCGCGGAGAAGCUCAUCCGACCCACCCUGUCGGAGCUGCACGACGAGCUGGACAAGGAGCCCUUUGAGGACGGGUUUGCCAAUGGGGACGAACUUACGCCGGCAGAGGAGGCUGCGGCCAAGGAGGCAGUGGAGCCCAAGGGUGUGAUCAAAUUUGGAUGGAUCAAAGGCGUGUUGGUGCGCUGCAUGCUGAACAUCUGGGGUGUGAUGCUCUUCAUCCGCAUGUCAUGGAUUGUGGGCCAGGCUGGCAUUGGCUUUUCCUGUGUGAUUGUUCUCAUGUCCAUGGUUGUGACCACAAUCACUGGCCUGUCUACGUCAGCAAUUGCAACCAACGGAUUUGUACGAGGAGGUGGGGCAUAUUACCUGAUAUCAAGGAGUCUUGGCCCAGAAUUUGGCGGUUCCAUCGGCCUCAUCUUUGCUUUUGCCAAUGCCGUGGCUGUCGCCAUGUAUGUUGUAGGCUUUGCAGAAACUGUGGUAGAACUUCUCAAGGAUGCUGAUGCCAUCAUGCUUGAUGAGAUCAACGAUGUCCGAAUUAUUGGAGUCCUCACAAUCGUACUGCUCUUGGGCAUAUCUGUGGCAGGAAUGGAGUGGGAAGCCAAGGCCCAAAUCUUUCUGCUAGUCAUCCUGAUUACAGCCAUUUUCAACUACUUCAUUGGGACCUUCAUCAGUGUAGAGGCCAAAGAGCCCAAGGGUUUCUUAGGCUAUAAAGCUGAAAUAUUUCUGGAGAACAUUGGUCCAGAUUUUCGAGGCGAGACAUUCUUCUCCGUCUUUGCCAUCUUUUUCCCAGCUGCUACAGGCAUUCUGGCCGGUGCCAAUAUCUCUGGAGACCUAUUGGAUCCACAGGUUGCCAUUCCCAGAGGAACACUCUUAGCUAUUCUCAUAACUGGACUGGUGUACCUGGGUGUUGCAGUCACUGCUGGGUCUUGUAUUGUGCGAGAUGCCACAGGGAACAGCAAUGAUACCAUCAGCAGUCAGUUCCAGAACUGCACGGAUGCUGCCUGUAAACUUGGCUAUGACUUCUCCUCCUGUAAGGUGACUAGUGACUGCAAGUAUGGGCUCCAGAACGACUUCCAGGUUAUGACCAUGGUGUCUGGCUUUGGGCCCCUUAUCACUGCAGGGGUCUUCUCUGCUACACUGUCCUCAGCUUUGGCAUCCCUGGUCAGUGCCCCCAAAGUCUUCCAGGCCUUAUGCAAAGAUAACAUCUAUCCUGGCCUGAGCUUUUUCGCCAAGGGCUACGGGAAGAACAACGAGCCCCUGCGGGGCUACGUGCUCACUUUCAUCAUUGGCGUAGCCUUCAUCCUGAUUGCGCAGUUGAAUGCCAUCGCUCCCAUCAUUUCCAACUUCUUCCUGGCCUCCUAUGCCUUGAUUAACUUCUCUGUGUUCCAUGCAUCUCUGGCAAAUUCUCCAGGGUGGCGGCCCAGCUUCAAGUACUACAACAUGUGGGUGUCCCUGGGGGGUGCCGUGCUGUGCUGCGUGGUCAUGUUCGUCAUCAACUGGUGGGCCGCCCUGCUCACCAACGUCAUUGUCCUGGCGCUCUACAUCUAUGUGAGCUACAAGAAGCCAGAUGUGAACUGGGGCUCCUCCACACAGGCAUUGACCUACCACCAGGCCCUCACCCACAGCCUACAACUUAGUGGUGUGGAGGACCACAUCAAGAACUUCAGACCCCAGUGCCUUGUGAUGACUGGGUACCCCAACUCUCGCCCAGCUCUACUGAACCUGGUCCAUGCCUUCACCAAGAAUGUGGGUCUGAUGAUCUGCGGACAUGUCCGAACGACCUCCCGCAGACCCAACUUCAAAGAACUGGCCAACGAACAAAUACGCUACCAGCGCUGGCUGCUGAAAAACGAGACAAAAGCCUUCUACAACCCUGUUUUUGCAGAGGACCUCAGGCAGGGAACCCAGUGUCUGCUCCAGGCAGCUGGAUUGGGCCGACUUAAACCCAACACCCUUGUGAUAGGCUUCAAGAACAACUGGCAGAAUGGUGACAUGAAGGAUGUGGAGACCUACGUAAACAUGAUCCACGAUGCGUUUGACUUCCAGUAUGGUGUUGUGGUCCUCCGGCUGAAAGAAGGACUUGACGUGUCCCACAUUCAGGGUCAAGAUGAGCUGCUGUCCUCCCAAGAGAAGUCUUCUGGCAUGAAGGACAUCGUGGUCUCCAUCGACAUGAGCAAAGACUCAGAUGGUGACUCUUCCAAGCCCUCCUCCAAAGCCACCAGUGCCCAGAACAGUCCGGCCAUCCAGAAAGAUGAUGAUGAUGACACCAAGGCUCCCACGCAGCCGCUGUUGAAAAAAGAUAAGAGCCCCACCUUGCCACUGAACAUGGCAGACCAGAAGCUUCUGGAGGCCAGCCAGCAGUUCCAGAAGAAGCAGGGCAAGGGCACUGUGGAUGUGUGGUGGCUGUUCGAUGAUGGCGGCUUGACCCUGUUGAUCCCAUACCUCCUCACCAACAAGAAGAGGUGGAAGGAGUGUAAGAUCCGUGUAUUCAUUGGUGGGAAGAUUAACAGGAUUGACCAUGACCGCAGAGCCAUGGCGACCCUGCUCAGCAAGUUCAGGAUAGAUUUCUCCGACAUCACUGUCCUUGGGGAUAUCAACACAAAGCCAAAGAAAAAAAAUGUGGCAGCUUUCGAGGAGAUGAUUGAGCCAUAUAAGCUGAGGGAAGAUGAUAUGGAACAGGAGGCAGCCGAGAAGCUGAAAGCCGAUGAGCCGUGGAGGAUCACAGAUAAUGAGCUGGAGCUAUACAAGGCCAAGACUAAUCGGCAGAUUCGACUGAAUGAGCUGCUGAAGGAGCACUCUAGCACAGCAAACCUCAUUGUCAUGAGCAUGCCUCUGGCCAGGAAGGGGGCGGUGUCCAGUGCCCUCUACAUGUCCUGGUUCGAGACCCUGUCAAAGGACCUCCCCCCGAUUCUCCUGGUGCGUGGCAAUCACCAAAGUGUGCUCACCUUCUACUCCUAGGGCGGUCACAACCAGCUGGACCAUUGCACAAACCUCAGCACCAGACUGCAAAUUAUGAGGUUAAACCUUCAGCAACUGAUGAUGACAAUAAUGAUAAAGCAAGUGAGAUAAGGUGCGUUGAUGAUGCAAGGGGUACUGUCUUGCUUUGCUGGUCAGGUCUCCUGGUAGAGGCACAUGAGACUGGAGGGCCUUCUGUACCUUGGUUACAUCGAUUUGCUCCUGGUUUUUUGUUUUCAAUCUUGAUACAGAUUGAAAAAAGAAAAACACCCCCCCCCCUCUUUUUUUGUUGGUCCUCAUUUACUUACUCAUAACUUGUUUUUUGAAGCAGCAAUAAUCACCAGUUUUACUUUACCUCUGCUGAGAGAAACCAUGCAGAAUGCUUUGCAGCACCUUUUGUAGCCUUAUGGAUGUGCCUUCCAUGUGAAUUGACUAAAUUAAGCUCUCUUCCCAAUCAAAUGUAUAAAAAAAAGUAGAGAAGUUGAUAAAAUUUGAUGUCAUUCUGAAUGUAAAAAUCUAGUUUUACUGAAGAUUUGAGAGUGGACUUCAAGAAAUUGGUGAAAGUUUAAAACUUUUUUGCAUAAAAGGUUCUGGUCUAUUUAAUUUUUUCCAUUCAGUUUUCUGUUUUUCAGUCUUCCUCCAAGCUGUAAAUACAUCAGUGAAAGCAAAUCCCUUUGCUUACAUCACACAUGGUGAUCCACUGCAGUUAUUCAAGAUUUCUCAAUGUUAAUUUCUUUCAGUAUGUGCUUACAGAGCUGCCGGUAAGAACAUGACUAGGCAAAAUCACCGUUCCAAAUAUGGCUGCAGUUGGGUUGGAGUCGGCCUCAUUGCAACUAUUCAUGUGCAAAGGACUAUUGGUGUGAGUCAUCUUGCAGUUGAAGGGACAUCAGUGCUGCUAAAAGAAAUGCAUUUGAACCAAAAACAAACCUUAAAAUUUUUUAAAUUGGUCUGGUGUAAUCUCAGAAUGGAAUAAGAUUGUUGCCUUAGAGUAACUGUUGACUUUUACUUCUGAAUCAGUCCUCUUUUAAGCCAUAAUGGCCUACUGAUUGACACAAGGGUAACUAGAAGGAUAGAUGUAAUGUACCUUAGUAGGAGUAGUAGAAGCUGAUAAUGUCUAUAUAGCCACUAUUUAUAAAAAUAUAUAUAUUCUGUAAAUAUUCCAUUGGUCUCAUUUUCGUUUUCAGCAGUCAAUGCUCUUACUGCCACCAUUCCAUUAGAUGUGUCGAGUGCUUGCACUCCUCAGCCAAAGAGGGGUGGGAAUGUCCACACGCAAUUUACAGUGGGGAGGCUCUUCUAUGCUGUCCACCUAAAAGUAAGCGCACUGGCCAGAUUCUCCUUGUAACCAUUUUCAGAUGGCUCACUUCUCAUCUUUUCUAGGAAGAUGAUUCUACUCUUCACCCCCCCCCCCCCCCCCCUUGGGUUUUAAACAUGGUGGGACCCACAUUAAAACUGAUUUGUGUUGUGUAUAUGAUGAUAUUGCUCAGAUGAAGAUGUAGCAAUUUAUGGAUUAAACAAUUUUUCUUAGGAUGGGAAAGUGUCAAUACUAAGUGACCUUUCUGAGUCCAACCUGAUACCUCUAUGCAUGUGGAGUUUUUCAUUUGUUGACAGACCACUUUUUGCAAACUUUUUUUUUUUUUUUCCCCCUGUUGACCGAAGUUAUUGGUGUAACCACCAUAAUUUGGGAAUUCCACUUUCACACCCUCCCCCAACACACUUGAUACAGCCAUUGUGAAUCAUGAAGGUACAGUGGAGACACAGAUAUUGGGGGGUAUUUGUUCAUAAGAUACUGAAGUGAGCCUCAGUCCCAUUGGGCAUCUGGCUUAGACCACUGUGGGGCUCAAACUCUGAGUGGCAAUAGGAGGACCCCCUACUUCCACGCUCACGCCUUAUGCAGCAAACUGUAUGUAGGUAGCAGCAUCUAAGAGAAGCUACUUUCCUCUGCACUUCUGCCGUAUGCAUUUACUGGUCCUGUACGAAUGUAGUGUUUGGCACAAGGGAAGGAUGACUUGAAUGUAAACAUGAACACUAAAAAGUGAAUCAGUGUUUUGACAGUCUGUGAAUUACUAUAUUACUAUAAUAGUUUUGUGGUUGAGUGCUUCGGGGUUCUGCUUUGGAGAGUUCUCACAUUUCAGGUUUUCCCAGUCAGCACUCACGUGACGCUUCUCACAUAUGUUUUAUAUGAGUCGAUAUGCCAUGUGACUAAGUUUUGGAAAUAUAUUAUUUUUAAAAUCCUGUAAUAUUCCAGUGUAUAAAAUUACUUUUGAAAAAAGAGCAAUGCAUGUGAAAAUGUUUUUAAAUGGCAAGGUGGACUGGGUUUUGUUUUUAAAAUUCCAAAUGGUACCAAUCUAACUACUUGUUAAAACUCUGUACUGUUUUAGCUGUACAGCACUCAAAAAGCUGUAGGUGUCAAAGAAAACAUCCUCUGCCUGUUACCUUGCGGUGUAACAGGGCAAAAAAGCAGGAAAGGGGUUAGUGCUUGAUUUCACAUAACUUGAUGUUUGUCAACCAAAUAACGUGUUUGUGCGCGUGUGUUCAUUGACGUGUACAUAUACAUAGCUCAUGGGGUGUGAUACUGUAGCUUGAGUACUGUAGCUUGGGGAGUCUACAGCAAAACACUGAGUUGCGUCUCUGCUUAUUCCAACACUUCGAGUCCUUUCUUUCACCUGUUUUUGUCACCAAAGUUUUCCUCUUCCUGUGACUAGUGACCCUUCAAUACAGUAAGAUACGUGGUGAAUUGCAUAACUCGGACCCAUGUUCACACUGUUUCCUAGCCUGUAAAUAAUCAGUACUCUAAUGAGAAAUUGAGUGGAACAUUAAUGACAAAUUAAUAUGGAGACAAAUAUUUAUUUUCAGGU